AUGGCUCGUAGAUACGAUGCAAGAACAACUAUUUUUUCACCAGAGGCCAUAUCUCAUGCCGGUACAGCAUUAGGCAUCCUUGCAUCAGAUGGUAUUGUAAUUGCAGCAGAGAAAAAAGUAACUUCUAAAUUAUUAGAACAAUCUGCUACAAGUGAAAAAAUCUACAUGUUAAAUAAUAAUGUAGUUUGUGGAGUUGCAGGAAUAACAGCCGAUGCCAAUAUUUUGAUAAAUUAUGCAAGGCAAGCUGCUCAACAAUAUUUAUUUGUUUACGAUGAAGAUAUUCCAGUAGAACAAUUGGUUCAAAAAUUAUGUGAUUUGAAACAAGGAUAUACACAAUAUGGAGGUCUUCGUCCUUUUGGUGUCUCUUUUAUUUAUGCCGGUCAUGACAGAAAUUAUGGAUUUCAACUUUAUCAUUCUGAUCCAUCCGGGAAUUAUGGUGGAUGGAAAGCAACUUGUAUUGGAGCUAACAAUGCAUCAGCUCAAUCAUUGUUGAAACAAGAUUACAAAGAUAACAUUACUCUUAAAGAGGCCAAAGAAUUAGCAGCUAAAGUUUUAAGUAAAACGAUGGAUUCGACUACUUUAACUAGUGAAAAGUUGGAAUUUUCAACUAUCAGUUUAAAUGAUGAAGGUAAUAAAGUUGUUUAUCAUCUUUAUAAACCUGAUGAAAUUGAUGCUUUAUUAAAAGAAUAUAACUUAGGAGGUCAAGAAACAGAAAGCUAA
Entrophospora candida is the source of this 720-nucleotide messenger RNA. NCBI's taxonomy places the organism in Eukaryota, Fungi, Glomeromycota, Glomeromycetes, Entrophosporales, Entrophosporaceae. The record is from the annotation of a GenBank genome assembly.